Messenger RNA from Cannabis sativa, 4668 nucleotides. RefSeq lists its product as uncharacterized. The transcript has 3 exons. The record is from RefSeq and is a predicted model, not a curated record. Lineage: Eukaryota; Viridiplantae; Streptophyta; Magnoliopsida; Rosales; Cannabaceae. Bases 3390 to 4337 code for a protein of 315 amino acids.
GUAAUAUGAUAUUAAUUGUAAGAUACUAAUCUUAGCAAAAUUAUAUAUGAAAGGAAAGUAGUUUUAGAGUGAAUAAUAUUUUAUUUAACCUAAUAGCUAAAUUUAGUCAUAUAUAAUAAUAAAUUUAGGAUUUGGGUAUAUAAGGAAAGUAGUCGUAUAUAAUAACCAUCGGACCCUAUCGGUCCGAGCAUCGGACCCAUCGGGCCCGAUUCUAUUUGAGACUAAAAGAGACCAUCGGACCCCUUAUCGGUCCAAGCAUCGGACCCAUCGGGCCCGAUUCUAUUUAAGACUAAAUGAGACCAUCGGACCCCCUAUCGGUCCGAGCAUCGGACCCCCUAUCGGUCCGAGCAUCGGACCCCCUAUCGGUCCGAGCAUCGGACCCAUCGGGCCCGAUUCUAUAUGAGACUAAAUGAGACCAUCGGACCCCCUAUCGAUCCGAGCAUCGGACCCAUCGGGCCUGAUUUCUAGUUGAAACAAACCGAGACCAUCGGAACCCCUAUCGGUCUGAGCAUCGGACCCGAUGGGUCCGAUUUCCAUUUUGAACAAACCAAGACCAUCGGACCCCCUAUAGGUCCGAGCAUCGGACCCCAUCGGGUCUUCCUCUUCCCCAAGCAAAAUAAUACCCAUUUCUUAGAUCCGACAAAAAUUUCCCUAAAUCUAACAAAAUCUUAAGUUUCACAAACACAAUCACAAACAAACUCAAUCUUUAAUACUUUCUCACAAAAAAAAAAUUAAAAAUUAAAACCUACCUUGGACAUUGUGGGUUCGGUUCGUGGAUGGUGUUUUGGGUCUCCGUCGGCGUCUCGAUCGGAGUGGGCUGCUGUGGGUCUCCGUCGGACUGGUCUCGGUCGGAGGUGGGAGGUGGGGUGCGCCGUUCGGUUCGUGCGAAGCGGGAGCGCAAGGAUGGAGAGAUUUGGUUGAGAUGAGAGAGAAAGGGUUAGAAAUUAUGAGGAGAGUAUUUUAGGGGUUUUUGUAAAAGUGUCCUAUUUUUAAAAUUACUCUAAUUAUUGGUUCUCCUAACCAAUUAUCCCUUAUAAAAUGCAUAGAAAUUCAAAUUUCUCUAUGUAAUUUACUUUGUGAAUGUGACGAAAAGUUAGUACCUUAGAAGCAGAAGGUACAGUUUUUAUAGCAAUAUCUCUGGUGUUGUUAGAGGAAGUAUGUAUUAAAAGUUCAAAUGGAAGAUCACCCAAAUGCAUAAUCCUUCCCAUCUUAUUUACUUGUGUCAGUUUAAUCUCUGCAUAUAAUAAAUAUUUUUUCUUUGUUAAGUCAAAAUAAUGGUUGAGAGAGGUUAUCAAAUCAGUAAAUUACAAAGGUAGUUAACUUCUAUCAAAGAAACCAAUUAUCUGAUAUAGGUAAGCUAAUCAGAUUAUAAUACAUCAAUUAUAAUACAUCAAGAGAGAAGUUAUUACAAUUUUACAAACUCCUAGUUUCUUAUCAGUUUCACCACCAAUUUGAGUUGAAAGUAGAGAAUUGAGGUUAAUCUUUCUAGUUAACAACAGCAAACUUUGCUAGACCUUAAGUUUUAUGUCUUUAAAUACAAUUCAUGUAGAACCUUUCAAGCUAUAAAAAACAAGAGAAACUACAAAUUAUCCUGCAUUUGAUUCAGUGUCUUCUACAAUUGUAAAGGCAAAGUAACUUUACUACAUGGCAAUUGUAAUUCUUCUUACUUACAAAGAACAUUUUUGUACUUGAAUUAUUCUAAUUGAAUCCCUAUUCUACUUACAUCUUAAAAGAAAAUAAAUCUUGUUCUACAUGAUAAUACAAAAGAAAACAAAUUAUAUUAAUUGCUUAAGCACCAAUACAGAGAAUUAUUGGAAAAUGCACUUAUUUCCUCAUCAGUUGUAAUGAAAUUCCACAUCCAUUCCAGCCCUCUGUUCAGAAAAUAUAGAAUAUAUCCCUAAGACUUGAGUUUUGGAGUGCACCCACCAAAAUCAGAAAGAAAAAAACCAAACUUAAUAUAUAUUUAUAUAUAAUUUGUAUUUCCCAAAUCAAAGAUAAUUUUGGUUUGCAAAAUUUGUAGGACUACAAAACACAUACUUGAGCUAGAUUACAACUAAUACAUAUAUGAAGAUUUAUUUAGACAUAUAAAAGACUAAAACCUACCUGUUGACGCGGUUUUUCGUCAACGGAUCUAAGAAGAUCGUAAAACCAGCAAGAUGAACACAAGCAAUAGUUAAUCAAAGUAAACCGGUUUGCAAAAAGAAAUUCACCAAAAACAAAUACAAGAAUUUUAUAGUAGUUCACCCCCUUUCAACGGUAAUAGGCUAGUCCACUUGGAGUGUUAUUGAUCUCAAUGCUUGAGAAGAGUUCUCCAGAGUUAUGUUCUCCAAGAGUUCACUCCUCAAGUGAGUUUUUAGAAUUUGAGAGAAGGAGCUCAAGAGUAUGAUCUCGUCAGUAUCAAUUUCAGGGUCCCUUUAGAAGUAAUUUCACCUCCCUUAUAUAGAUAUUCAUCUAGGAUUUAAAAUCCCUUAAACAUAGGUAUGCCCUCCCGUAACUAUAGUUGGGUUAGGUUCAAGAUACAAAAUAAUAAUAAAAUAAUUAUUUAAAAAAUAAAUAUCUCUUCACUUAUCAUUUUUUGACUAUAUUUUCGGAGCAGCUCUAACAGCAUGCGUCCCUCGUAUUUAGCGUUCCCGGAUGGUCAUGGGUACCUGAGGGGAGCUAAUUGGGUCGGUUCGUGCCCAUCAGGUCCUUGAGAUAAUUUGACAGCUGAGGAGCUCUUUGCACCUUAGCACCUGACGGUUGCAUCUUAGCACCUGACGGAGUCGGGAGCUUAGUGCGCCCAAAAUGCUCCUCUUUGGCUAUUGAGCUCCUCUUUGGCCAAUAAGCUCCUCCAUGGCCCAUGAGCUCCUCUUUGGCAAAUGAGCUCCUCCUUGGCCCACGAGCUCCUCUUUGGCAAUAAGCUCCUCUUUGGCCAAUAAGCUCCACCUUGUUGGACCUCCAUAUCUAGAGUAAAAAUUCAUGCACAAUUAUUUUGGAUUUUUUGAGAGAUAACAUUUGCCCCCCAAGUUUAUCAUAACUUUAUAAUGUUAUGGACUUGUAGAAAAAAUAAUCCCCGCGUUCUUGGACUUCACACACGCAUAUACCGGUACUACUGAGUGUAGACAUGUAGAAGACCACCAAUAGUUUUAAGCAUCUUUGGACACAAACAAAAGAAGUGAAAUUAUAAGAAUAAUAAUAAUAAAAAAAUUAAUUAAUCCUUAUAGCCUUUAAAUAGGUCCUCUUCUUUCUUUACAACCCAUCCAUUCUACUCUUCACUCUAUAUCAAAAAUAAUAGCUUUUCUAAAAAUCCUCUCAAAUAGCUCCAAGAACCAUUUCAAAGGAAUGCUCGAAGUGGAAACUAGAAAUUAUUGGAAGGAAUUCAAGCUUGGGCAUCACUAUUGAAUUCAGAUAUGUUCCACCAACUGAUUGCGAGUUAUGGUGAGACUGAGGAUGUGAAUGGGUCUGGAGGAGAGGAAAGUGCUCAAAACUUUCCUCUAGUCCCUCGAGCCUGCUCCCAACCGAGGAAGCCUUGUCCUGCAGCGGUAGAAGGCGAGGAGAAUGCUCAAGCCUCUCCUUUUGUCCCAAAUAUCGGUGGCCGCAUGAGGAGGCCUUCCAUCGUGGUUCCCAGAAUUCGUCCCGAUGAUGCCACAAUUCAAAUGCUAGAAUCUGUGCACGACAAUAUUGACCUCCUUGUUCGACAAACUGCAACUGUUGAGGUGGUGCGUGACAUGUCCAACUACGAAGGUGAUACUGUCACUAGAGGAGUCCAAGACAUCCUUCGAGGUGUAACUCAAUUCAUGGUCUCCAAUCUUAAUUCUUCAAAUUUACAAGAGAAACUAGCUGCCGCAGAAGCAGCCCUUAAGGAGCAGAAGAAGCUCUCUGCUCUUUCGGACGCAAAGUAUGAGCGUGACAAGGAUGAACUUAAGGACAUUCUUGGUAGGAGACUGACGGAACUCAAUGAUGCGCAAACCCGGCUGGAGGAGAGAAAGGGUCAAGUGAAUUAUUACAUUGAUCAGAACUUUGCUCUUGCGAAGAAGAAUACGGCGCUAGAGAAGGCGCUAGAUAAGGUCACUAAAGAACAUGACUCAACGGUUAAGGCUUUUAAGGACACUAUUCAGAAGCAUGAGGAGAGGGCCGCGAGAGACCGUCAGAACUACAAGCGUGCCUUCGACGACCAAUUUUAUCAGUUGUGGAAAAAUAACCAAAAUCUUAACCUUUCGCACAUGCCUCCCCAGACUAAAGAUAAGGAGCUUAUGAAGUGCAAGGCAAGACUCCUUCGAGAUGCCACGCUUCCUUCCACGACUAAUAUUCCCGGUGAUGCUACUUUUAUGGACCCGCCUGAAGAUACUCUUCCUUGAGAGUUUUAGCCUUUGUGUUAUUUAUCCUGAGCACAUAUGCUCCUUAGUUUUAUUAUCUUUAGACAACUUUCAUGGGUAAUUUGUGUUUUUCUUUUCUUGGUUACUUUUCAUCCAAGUACUUGACACACUCUAUUUUUUUUUUGAGUUAUCCUUAGUUAAAUAGCUAAUUAAAUGAGUUUGCUCUUUAUGCUCUCUUGAUGAACAUGUUUGACUUACUAGUUUUUGUUUGGAGUUAAUACUCUUUUCUAGAUUAAGUGCUUAUCAUGUAUAUGAUUAAAUCCACUUUCUAUCCAUUAUAAUUUUUAGUCUAAGUGUUUGUGAUUUUAAGAAA